UCAUCUUUGGCUGCCGGAGAAGAUGAUACGCAUAUUAAUUUCGCUUCUUCUAGCGAAUCUGUCGGCCGCCUCGGUUCUGCCGGAAGUGAUGUCAUACGCGAAAGUGUCGAGGAACGGACGGGAGGAUACCGGAUCCGGGAACGAUCAGACGCCUUGGAUCACCAGGAUUUUAAUUGGAAAUAAUGGGACGGAUGACGAGGGUAGAGGCAUGAAGAACAUUGCUAUCACGAUGUCUCCUGUCUAUAUCGCGCCGAAAGCUCAGAAAUUGCAAAGUGGCGAGGCUGUCGAUUAUACAUCCAGUUCGAGAUAUUCGACGCUGGAUUACGAGAUGCUAGCGAAACUGAACGCGAAAAAGAAAAUUCAGGACAGGUAUCAUCCCGGCCCGUUCAAUCCUUACAAAAAUAAAGAUCCACCGAGUAGUGCGAUGGAAACUUCGAAACCUGUUCAGAUACUGGGACCAAUUAGUUCAGCGAACGGUCCACCCAGCGGACCACCCAGCGGCCCUUCGUCCUCGGAUACGUUCGAUUUCUCGAAGCAACCAUUUCCAGCCAGCUACGACUACAAACCGCCGGAUUUUUCAAACGAUAAACCGAUUUCGAAGCCUCCCAAGUACGUCAGUGAUAAUCCCAUGCCGAAACCGGCAGAUUAUCUUGCAGACCAACCCAUCUCGAAGCCGCUGUCAAUGAGCGAUUACACGGACUUCGAAAUCAGUGACAAGCCACCAGAUUCUUACAAACCGGAUUCAUCGUUCGACUCACACGAUUCCGAUUACCCUGAUUUUCCGGAUGAUUCAUCUUACGGUAGCGCGCCGGCGCCGAAACCCAUCGAAUAUUCCGCUCCUCCGGAUCAUCCCCCUUACGACCACCCUGGCUACGACCACGACCACGAUCACGAUUUCCACCACGAGCUGAUAUACGACCACAUACCCGAGUACCACGAGCACACGGAGAAACCGGAAAUGAACGACCAGAGGCUGGACAAGAGGCCGUACUCGUAUUAUUUCAUAGGGAAGAAGCUCUGGUACAUUCCGCUCUACUUCAGCAUAUACUUCAUCAUCUACAUCGCGGCGCUGGUGCUGAAGAGCAUAGCCAGACACAAGAUCACGUUCCCGGCUCACCUCGCGGAAGCUGUUGGACACUCCAGAUCGCAGACCGACGAAAGCUGGUGGGACUUUACGGGAAGGAUACUCGAGGGAGUCGAAAAUUUCGCGGAGAAAUAUGGAAAGACUUCUUAG
This is a messenger RNA of Nomia melanderi (Alkali bee), 1234 nucleotides long. RefSeq lists its product as uncharacterized. Lineage: Eukaryota; Metazoa; Arthropoda; Insecta; Hymenoptera; Halictidae. The record is from RefSeq and is a predicted model, not a curated record.